Cimex lectularius (bed bug) is the source of this 1179-nucleotide messenger RNA. Its product is annotated as ribosome biogenesis protein TSR3 homolog. Gene Ontology annotation, biological process: maturation of SSU-rRNA. NCBI's taxonomy places the organism in Eukaryota, Metazoa, Arthropoda, Insecta, Hemiptera, Cimicidae. The record is from RefSeq and is a predicted model, not a curated record. Bases 110 to 880 code for a protein of 256 amino acids. The transcript has 6 exons. Gene Ontology annotation, molecular function: rRNA small subunit aminocarboxypropyltransferase activity.
AAUGAAUAACAGGUCUGUAACCUCCUUGAAGAGUCAUGCUUUGUGUGUAUUUACAGUAAUCUUGAUAAAGUAAUUAAUUUAAUUAAUAUUAGUGCAAAUUUGACUCGAAAUGUCGCAUAAGAAACGUUUUAAACAAGGCAGGGAAAGGAAGAGGUUGGACGGCGUUUAUAACUCUUUCGAAGGGAUGUCGCUUAACGAGUCCAGAGUCUGCAGUUUUCAAGUCGCCAUGUGGGAUUUCAAGCACUGCGACCCGAAGAAGUGUACGGGGAAGAAGCUCGAAAGGCUACACUUGAUCAGGACCUUGAAGAUCGGGCAGAAGUUCAGUGGCGUCGUACUGUCCCCAAUAGGAGAAAAGUGCGUGUCGCCAGAAGAUAGGGAGAUUGUACUACGUGGUGGGAUUGCCGUCGUCGACUGUUCCUGGGCAAGGAUUGAAGAGGUACCGUUUGAAAAGAUGCGUACUCAACAUCCCAGACUUUUACCGUUCCUAGUCGCAGCGAACCGUAUCAACUACGGUAAACCUCUCAAGCUUUCUUGCGUUGAAGCAAUAGCAGGUCUUCUUUACAUAACAGGCUUUAAAGAAGAGGCGGAGAAAUACCUCGAUAAGUUUUCAUGGGGUCUUCACUUCCUCGAGCUGAAUGGUGAACUCCUCAACAAGUAUUCGGAAUGUAAAAACAGCACGGAAGUUGUCCAAGUGCAAAAUGCUUAUAUCGAAGAGGGAAUUGACACAAGAAACAAACGCCAACUAAGUUGUGAUCAGUCUUCAGAAGAGGAAGAUUCUGAAGAUGAAACUUGCGAGAUGAUAGGCUUGGGCCAUUUGGAAGUGGGUCAAGAUGUAUCAUUCUCCAAUUCAUCCCGAGUGGCCAUUAUGCACCGCAAAUGAAAUUGGCAAGGGGAGUGGACUCGGCAUACUACAGGUGGUGCAUGCAGUGCAAUUGGGGGAGCUGGAGAAUUGGUUGGCCAUGGAACAAAGGGUUACUGAGUGAAGACCUUUGCCGAAGAUGCGGUGGGCAACCAAUAUCUCCAUGACUAGUCAAAUACAUGCCCUCUACCUUGUCGUAUUCUGUAUUUCCUGAAGCAUAGGGAUGAAGAGAAAUGUGCAGCCUUUCUACUUUCCUGGGAGCCAGGUGGAAGUGGUGGAUUUUCCUGAUUAUCGAUGUCCUUGGUGUUCUGUAAUCCAAG